Triticum dicoccoides is the source of this 1258-nucleotide messenger RNA. Its product is annotated as double-stranded RNA-binding protein 4-like. Lineage: Eukaryota; Viridiplantae; Streptophyta; Magnoliopsida; Poales; Poaceae. The transcript has 5 exons. The coding region runs from base 81 to 935 and encodes 284 amino acids. The record is from RefSeq and is a predicted model, not a curated record.
UAGUUCACAGCCGAGGUCCGUAAACCCUUGGAUUUCCUCCAUCUCCACAUCAGUGCGACUCCAGUCCGUCCGAGACCGGCAUGGCCACCACGGCCGCCGCCGCCGCCCCGGUGCCAGGCGCUAUUCCAGCCGCGGCGCCCGCGGCCCCGUCCGCGCAACCGCAUCCCGUUCCAGACAAAUGUACGAAUUAUAAAAACCAUUUGCAAGAGUGGACUCAAAGGAAUGAUCAGAAGUUGCCAGCUUAUAAUACUGAGUCAAAACGUGACCAUCAUCGACUUGAGUUCAGAAGCACCGUUGAGGUGGGUGGCGAGCGGUUUCAAUCAGCUCGCAAUCAUAGCCGCCGCAAGGAUGCAGAGCAGGAUGCUGCCAGAGUGGCCUAUGAAAUCCUGGUGACAAAGACAGUAAAUGAUGAUGAUCAUACAGACGCGCUUGGGCUGAUUGAUCAGGGCGUGGUGUUCUGCAAAUCAAUUCUCCAUGAAUUUGCUGUUAAGACAAAAGUUGAUCAGCCCACUUACUCCGCAGAUCAUCCAGAAGGGGUAUCACCCAUGACUCUGUUUGUUUCAUCUGUGUUGUUUGCUGGGAACACUUAUACUGGUGAAGCUGCAACAUGUAAGAAGGACGCAGAGCAGAAGGCUGCUCGUGUUGCAGUCAAAUCUAUUUUAGCUACAAAGAACACUUGUAUGCAUCAAAUUGUCAGAUCAAAGAAAGAGCUUAUCAUUGCCAUCACAUCUUCUGGGUUCAACAAAGAAAGAGGAGUUGUAAGCCAGGAAAACUGCAAUGCUCCAACAAAUGCAAUUACUCCUAUAAAAUUUGUGCCUGCUGGUGAAGCUGCUGGUCUAACUGCGGAUCAAGGAGCGACCAACGUUCCUGAAGAUGAUCCAUGUGCACAAGCUGUAUCUGGCUCGGAAAAGCGCAAGAAGCACAGAAAGGUUUGAUGAGAAGAUUCUCACCCAUCAUAACAUGAGGUUUCAUCGUCUAUGGUGGUGGAAGUGAAGGGACUGCUGGUUAUGUGGCGCUGUGUAUGACAUGUUUUUGGGCCAUUGCUAGGAUGCUUGUUGGAAUGACGUUGAGUAAGGCAUCCACUAUCCGUAUGUUUCCGUGAUUAGCUUAGCUUGGUAUCAGGAACUCAGGUUUCUAUCGAAGUGGCUUUGCUAUGUCGGGAACUCUGGAUCUCUGUGAUGUAACUUGUGGUUCGUCGUACCAUUUCCAACCCGUGUUCGUGUCAGAUCACUUGAGGAUGUGUUUGGUUCAAGCAAUA